This is a messenger RNA of Alnus glutinosa, 2382 nucleotides long. RefSeq names its product protein TRANSPORT INHIBITOR RESPONSE 1-like. Lineage: Eukaryota; Viridiplantae; Streptophyta; Magnoliopsida; Fagales; Betulaceae. Gene Ontology annotation, biological process: SCF-dependent proteasomal ubiquitin-dependent protein catabolic process. The transcript is spliced from 4 exons. The record is from RefSeq and is a predicted model, not a curated record. Gene Ontology annotation, molecular function: protein binding. The coding region runs from base 289 to 2043 and encodes 584 amino acids. Gene Ontology annotation, cellular component: SCF ubiquitin ligase complex.
UUUGUUCUCUCUCUGAAUAAGAUCCUUACUCCAUCAAGUUAUUUCCGGUUGCUCUACGAAAAUAUAUACAUCUCUAUACGUAUUGUACCAAAAAUAUAUUUUUUCAGCUCUUGUUGAAGAAAUGUUCGUUAGAGCAUUGUUGAAGGGGCAUUGAGUUUUUAUAAAUUUAUUUCUGUUAGUUUUUCUUUUGGGUUUGAUUUUUCUUCCCUAUUUUUCUGUAAACACCCAUUUGGCUCUGUGAUUUCUUUUUUUCCCCACUGCGAGACACCAGAUUGAAAAGAUCACACUAUGGAUCCUAUGAGAAAGAAGGACUGCCAUGACUCGGGCGAGUCGGUCCGGGUGGCCUCGACAUUCCCAGACGAGGUUCUGGAGCGAGUUCUGGCUCUGGUGAAGUCCCACAAGGACCGGAGCUCGGUUUCUCUGGUCUGCAAGGACUGGUAUGACGCCGAGCGGUGGUCAAGGACCCACGUGUUCAUUGGAAACUGCUACUCGGUGUCACCGGAGAUCGUGGUCCGGCGGUUCCCGAACGUUCGGAGCGUGACUCUGAAAGGGAAGCCCCGGUUUUCAGAUUUUAAUCUGGUUCCUCCCAAUUGGGGUGCUGAUAUUCGUUGUUGGCUGGUGGUUUUUGGGGCUAAGUACCGGUGUCUUGAGGAGCUGAGGCUCAAGAGAAUGACUGUGAGCGACGAGAGCUUGGAGUUUUUGGCUCUUUCUUUUCCCAAUUUCAAGGCUCUUUCGCUUCUCAGCUGUGAUGGGUUCAGUACUGAUGGGCUUGCCGCCAUUGCCAGUCACUGCAAGAAUUUGACUGAGCUCAACAUACAGGAGAAUGACAUCUAUGAUAAAAGUGGUAGUUGGUUGAGUUGCUUCCCUGAAAACUUCACAUCAUUGGAAGUACUAAACUUUGCCUAUUUGCAUAAUGAUGUCAAUUUUGAAGCUCUUGAGAGACUGGUUAGUAGGUGCAAAUCGUUGAAUGUUUUAAAGGUUAAUAAAAAUAUAACCUUGGAACAAUUACAAAGGCUGCUUAUUUGUGCACCUCAAUUAGCAGAGCUUGGUACUGGCUCAUUUCUGCAUGAGCUUACGGACCGCCAGUACUCAGAACUUAAAAGGUCAUUCAACAACUGCAAUAAUCUCAACGUACUCUCUGGCUUGUCAGAAGUUGCAGCCAUAUAUCUCCCAGCUCUAUACCCUGCCUGUACAAAUUUGACUUUCUUGAAUUUGAGCGAUGCUGCUCUGCAAAGUGAGGAACUUGCUAAGCUUCUUGUUCACUGUCCACGUCUUCAGCGCCUAUGGGUCCUUGACACAGUUGAAGACAAGGGUUUGGAGGCCAUUGGAUCCAACUGUCCUCUGCUUGAGGAACUCCGUGUCUUCCCAUCCGAUCCCUUUGAGGAGGGUAUUGUACAUGGGGUGACUGAAUCUGGGUUCAUUGCUGUCUCUUAUGGCUGCAGGAGACUACACUAUGUUCUCUACUUUUGUCGACAGAUGACUAAUGCUGCUGUAGCAACCAUUGUGCAGAACUGUCCCGAUUUCACCCACUUCAGGCUUUGCAUAAUGAACCCAUGCCAGCCAGAUUACCUUUCAAAUGAGCCUAUGGAUGAGGCUUUUUGUGCAGUGGUGAAAACUUGCACUAAACUCCGGAGGCUUGCAGUUUCAGGUUUAUUGACUGACCUGACUUUUGAGUACAUUGGGAAGUAUGCCAAAAACUUGGAAACUCUUUCGGUUGCUUUUGCUGGGAGCAGUGAUUGGGGUAUGCAGUGUGUAUUGGGAGGUUGUCCAAAGCUGAGGAAACUUGAGAUAAGGGACUGCCCAUUUGGGAAUGCAGCAUUACUAUCAGGUUUUGAGAAAUAUGAAUCCAUGAGGUCACUAUGGAUGUCAGACUGCAAAGUGACAAUGAAUGGGUGUAGAUUCUUGGCAAAAGAGAUGCCCAGGUUGAAUGUGGAGGUAAUGAAGGAAGACGGGAAUGAUGACAGUCAGGCUGACAAAGUUUAUGUUUAUCGUUCUGUUGCAGGACCAAGAAGGGAUGCUCCACCUUUUGUUCUCACUCUCUGAGGUGUGCAGAGUGCAUGUAAUGUCCUUCUCUCUCUUACACACAAGAAGGUAUAAGAGCGCGCAAUUGCCAUCUUCAGCUGCCUGGUAGAAUCGACUCCAUUGAUCACGGUCAUAUUUUUCCUUUUGGUUUGCUUUCGGUCUCCCCGUGUUGGCUGCAAUUAUGCUCGCAAAGCAAAAGGCAAUGCUAAAAAUGGUACCAAAACCAGUGUCUUUCCAUUUGUAGAUGAAUGUAGACAAUAUUGUUUAAGAUCUUGAUUCAGAUAUUUGGUGUCUUUUCAUUUGUAAAUGAACAUAGACAAUAUUGUUUAAGAUUAUGUUUCAGACAUUGUUUCAAUCCCA